This is a messenger RNA of Python bivittatus (Burmese python), 1119 nucleotides long. NCBI's taxonomy places the organism in Eukaryota, Metazoa, Chordata, Lepidosauria, Squamata, Pythonidae. The record is from RefSeq and is a predicted model, not a curated record.
GAAGUUCACUUCCUAGUCGGGUCGGAGAAGGGUGUCGUUCCCCCUUUCGGACUUCGUAUUCUGGAAUAACGUCUCGGCUAGGCCUUCCUGUCUCUGCGGAUGCGGAAAAGGAGCGCUAUGGUGCCGUUUAGUUAGGAGCCUCGUCAGGUGCAACUUUUCCUUCCCGCUCAAUGAGGGCGACAGGACCUAAAAGGCGGUUCUGCCCUCCCAUUCAUAAAAAGAAGACAUCUUUCUAAGCGCGUAGACGUAUAUAUACAGUAAUCCCAAGCGAGGCUGCCUAGCAACAUGCAGUGCUUUCUCAUCAGUCAAGAUAAGCGACAUGAUCCAGUUCUUCUGCCUGAUGGUGUGACUGUAGUUCUGGGCAGGGGUCCAGAAACACUUGUCACUGAUAAGAAAUGUUCUCGAACACAAGUGGAGUUGCUGGCAAACUAUGCCUACCGGUCAGUUCGAGUCACACAGCGAGGGGUAAAUCCCACAUCUGUGGAAGAGAUACACCUGCAUUGUGGAGACAGCACAACACUCCAAGAAGGAGAGACUCUGUGCCUGGUAAAUGGACUGUAUCCUUAUUGCAUCCACUUUGAGCAAGAUGAUAACUCCACAAAGAAAAACCCGCUAGAAUUCUUCUGCAGUAAGCGGACUCAGAAGAAGACAGAAGAAGAUGGCAAGGCCCACGCAGUCAAACGUCUCAAGGCUUCCUGCCCUUCUGAAGAUGAGGAAGAUGAUGACUCAUUUGUAGCUGAGAAACUGAGGCAGCUGCAAGAGACGGCAGUGCGGGCAGCACAGACCCAUUCUUCUCCUCAGAAGCCUCUUUCAAAGCUGGCCCCCCAGCCCUCUGAUUCCUGGGAGGACCGGGGCAAGCUGCUGGUCUUCACCAAGAAAGGAGUAGUACCAAGUACUAAAGUGGCAGGGUUUGAUCUGGAUGGAACCCUUAUCACAACACAGUCUGGAAAAGUGUUUCCUACAAGUCCUGAUGACUGGAGGUAAGCACAGAGCUACAUACGAGGGAAGUAGAAGAGGGAGCAGGUUUGUAGACAGCCGGUCAGUUGGCGUGGCAGUUCAUUUAGAUGAGGAGCAGGGAGUGCUGGAUUUGAAACUCUCCUUAUCUCUGAAAUUGUGAAA